Ostreobium quekettii is the source of this 597-nucleotide messenger RNA. Lineage: Eukaryota; Viridiplantae; Chlorophyta; Ulvophyceae; Bryopsidales; Ostreobiaceae. The record is from the annotation of a GenBank genome assembly.
AUGGCCUCGCUCUCCCUUUCAUGUGCUGUGGCAGGUGUCACAUGUUUGGAACACUGUUGUUGUGGGACAUUGCAUCAGGACACUAACAGCCUGCUCAUACAUCACACAGCACUAAGUUACUGUGUUGUUGAUACAAACCGUACCAUAUCUGUUCUUUGCUUGUUAUCAUUUGCAAUGACAGUGCUCACAAUUGGGUUGCUUCCCACAGAACACCACUGGCACUGGAGGACUGGGAAGAUGAACAGAAAAUGGGCAUCCGGGCCAACGAAAUGGGAAUUCGAGUUCGAUAGCGGACAGGAAUCGCACUCAGACGAAGACCGCACCAGUAGGGGUUCGGAGGGAGAAUUCCGAGGCUGGGAGGAGGCUGGUCCGGGGGGCAUGACAUGGAACCCAGCGAUGUUCCAGCAUCUGAGAGUUCUUGGUCUUCCAAAGAGCGCCCAGCUGGAUGGCAAGAAGCUUAGAGAUGCGUUUUAUCGAUGCGCCUUGGCUUGGCACCCAGACAGGCACCAAGGCUCCGAGAAGAAUUCGGCGGAGGCGAAAUUCAAAGCCGCCCAGGCCGCCUACCAUGCGCUGAGGGCCCACGUGUCAAGUCGCUGA